GCGACCCUUACUCGGCGCAUUACAUCCACCCCUUUCCAAAACAACACAUGCCGCCGAACGGACAGAAACAUGUUAAACGAGCAUUUAACCGAUAGCGUUAUUUGACGUUAAUCGAGCGAAGCUUGGAUUUCGCCGUGCCGUAAAGCGGCGUGCCGUAACGCAGCCAUUGUUGUUGUGAGGAACUGUACCUGCACGAGAAGAAGGAUGUGGAUGUUCAAACUCAAUAUUUGGGCAUUUUUGUGGCUUUUUGUGGGACAGUACGGCGCGUUUGCUCUUCAAGAUGUAACGGCCGACCUUUUCGGUGCCGAAAAUUACGGGACUGUGGCGGCGUUUGGAGACUUUUACGCGGAUAAGCAGACGGACAUCUUCAUUAUCAGAGGGCAGUCUGAGCUGGUGAUAUUCUUGGCUGACUCGAAAAUUCCUUACUUCAAGCCCAAAGUUAACAUCACGAAGGACAUCUUCCCCAGGGACGCCGUCAUCACCAGCGUGGUUCCUGGGGACUACGAUGGAGACUCCCAGAUGGAUGUCCUCCUCACCACAACGAUCCAGAACUCCAAGAUGACCAAUGUGUUCAUCUUCUGGGGCAACAACCAGACAUUAGAUCUGAGUGGGAAGCUCAUGCUGAACAAGAACUUUACGGAUCAACCUCUUGUUAUGGAUUUCAACGGGGACAUGAUCCCGGACAUCUUCGGAGUCACCGAUUCCGUACCGCCCCUAUUCACCGAAGUGUGCUACCUCACCAAAAGGGUUCAGCGGUGGGAGAAAGCGCUGAGCUCAUCUGUCGACAUGCGCAGCCCUCACUCCAACGCCUUCAUUGACCUCAACAGGGACUUCACCGCUGAUUUGUUCCUGACAACUGAGGGGCCUAAGUUUGAGACCUGGAUCAGCAAGGACGGGAACUUCACCAAAGAAGAAGUCACGCUGGCAGAGCCGCCAGUCAAGAUCAUCGGACAGUCCUCCUUCGUGGACUUUGAUGGCGACGGCUACCAGGACCACCUCCUCCCCGUGUGUCUGGAUGCCACCUGCCAGCGCGGCGCCAUCUACAUGGUCAAGUCGGGCUCAGCGGAGUGGGUGCCGGUGCUGCUGGAUUUCCAGCGCAGGGAAACGAUUUGGAGUUUCGUGCCGGGGAAACCCAGCCAGCCCUUGGCGCUGCACUUUGGGGACUACAACCUGGACGGCUUCCCCGACGCCCUGGUGGUCCUCCGCAACACCAGCGGCAGUGGUCAGCAGGCCUUUCUGUUGGAGAACGUGCCCUGUAACAACGCCAGCUGCCAUGGCGUUGGGAGGAUGUUCCAGAUCCUCUGGGACCAGUCGGAUUUGGGAGCCAUCCAAAAUGCCGUCAUGGCAACGUUCUUUGACAUCUAUGAGGACGGUAUAUUAGACAUGCUGGUUCUAAGCCAAGCAGAGGACAAACACGACUUGAUCAUCCACGCUUUGAAGAACAAUUACGAGGCGGAUGCCUACUUCGUGAAAGUGAUGGUGCUCAGCGGCCUCUGCUUCAAUGACUGUCCAGAAGAUGUCAAGCCGUUUGGUGUUAACCAGCCCGGCCCCUAUGUCAUGUACACCACUACGGACUCCAACGGCAACCUGAAGAACGCCUCGGCCGGUCAGUUGAGCCAGUCGGCUCACUUCUCCCUGCAGCUGCCCUACACUGUGCUGGGCCUCGGCCGGAGCGCCAACUUUCUGGAUCACCUGUUCGUCGGCAUCCCCCGGCAGCCCGGAGAGACGGAGAUAAGGAAGAAGGAGUGGACGGCCAUCAUUCCCAACUCUCAGCUCAUCGUCAUCCCCUUCCCACACAACCAACCCCGCAGUUGGAGUGCCAAGUUGUACCUGACUCCUAGCAACAGCGUGCUGCUGACGGCCAUCGCGCUGAUCGGGGUGUGCGUCUUCAUCCUCGUCAUUAUUGGCAUCCUGCACUGGCAAGAGAAGAAAGCGGACGACAGGGAGAAGAGGCAGGAAGCCCACCGUUUCCACUUCGAUGCCAUGUGAAGGAGGAGAAGUGGGAGAACGUCGUCGCCUCAUCUCCUCCCCCCCGUCACACACGCACGCCUCCUUUCAAGGGCCAAUAAACGGAUCUUCGUUUGCUCCAAAAAACGUUUCUUUUCAAUCUUUCUCAGUCCUUCAGUCAGGUGUGAAAUAUUUAUGUUCCAUUUGAUGUAUUCAUCCCGGUGGUCGAUGUACAGCAGCUCCAACACGGCCAUGGAGACACGGGGAAAUCCUAAAGGAGAUGAAGCAGGGAUUUAUUUGGACCGGAUGUGGUCAACAGCAUGAUGAUCAGUCGGGUUUUGUUAGGGGAUCAUUUUGAAAGAAAUGAUACCAAUUUACGUUGAAACUGAAAAUUGACUCGAAUAUUAAAAAACUGUUUAAUCACUGGAAAGGAAGCACCUUUGGCGCAGAGUGUUCUAAAUGUGUCAUGUUACUUGAAAUCUAUGUGUGUGUUACUGUCCGUUGUCUUUUUUUUUUUAUUAAGUUACGGAAUUCUUCUGAUUUUAUAACCUGUGAAAUUAAAAUGAACUGUAUUCUGUGAUAUCAAUCUGGGCCUCAGGCAACACAACGUGGACACACGCAACAUCGAUCUCAACAAUCUCUUCGGGGUCUGCUGAGUGCAAAUUCGUCUCCUCAGCAGAUCGGAUCAGAGUGCCAAAAAUAAAAAAAUGAAGUUUCUAAUGCUUCUGCAUCGAGGGUCGAAUCGUCUCCAAGAAGCGUUUGCAUGUUGGACCGUUGAAUAAGGCACAGGUUUGUUUACUCGAGAUGUGGUUCUAAUUUCAGUCAAGCGCUUUGGUGCGUUUGCUAUGUUUAUUUCACUAGAAUGAGCUAAUGUCUUUCCGAGCGGUUUGCACUUUUAACCAAUGAUUAAUAGCAGGCGUAUGUCAUUUAUUUAAUUUUUGCUAUUAAAUGUUCAAGCUAUUAAAUGUGUUUACUCACUGAGGUUGAGAAUAAAAGGUUUGUCCUGCUUAAAUCAA
Molecule: messenger RNA, 2963 nt
Organism: Gasterosteus aculeatus aculeatus (three-spined stickleback)
Lineage: Eukaryota; Metazoa; Chordata; Actinopteri; Perciformes; Gasterosteidae
Gene: itfg1
Product: integrin alpha FG-GAP repeat containing 1
Cellular component (GO): plasma membrane
Source: RefSeq, a predicted model, not a curated record